Molecule: messenger RNA, 1359 nt
Organism: Aspergillus homomorphus CBS 101889
Lineage: Eukaryota; Fungi; Ascomycota; Eurotiomycetes; Eurotiales; Aspergillaceae
Exons: 7
Coding region: 1-1359 (452 amino acids)
Biological process (GO): amino acid transmembrane transport
Cellular component (GO): vacuolar membrane
Molecular function (GO): amino acid transmembrane transporter activity
Source: RefSeq, a predicted model, not a curated record
AUGGCGGCUCCGACUCAAAGCGAGGAGAUCAAGAAGAAUGAUCUGCCUCCGUACGAUCUCGAGGAUCUGAAGGCUGUAAACGAGGGCAAUGAGCCGGAUGCUUUUGGCGAUGAGGCCCACGCGGAGGUCAAGUAUAAGACGCUGAAGUGGUGGCAAUGUGGAAUGUUCAUGAUUGCAGAGUCCGUCUCGCUGGGUGUCUUGUCCCUGCCUGCAACGCUGACUGCGCUGGGCCUGGUGCCCGCCAUCAUCCUGAUCGUUGGACUCGGUAUCCUUGCGCUCUACACCGGCUAUGUCAUCGGCCAAUUCCGCGAACGUCACCCCACGAUCCACAACCUGGCUGAUGCGGGAGAGAUUCUGAUGGGUCGGUUCGGUCGCGAGCUCUUCGGUCUCGGUCAGAUUCUGUUCUCCAUCUUCAUCAUGGGCAGUCACAUUGUCACGUUCACGGUGAUGAUGAACACGAUCACCGACCAUGGUACCUGCUCGAUGGUGUUCAGUGUGGUCGCGUUUGUGAUCUGUCUGGUCCUGUCGCUUCCGCGCACCAUCAAGAAUCUGACCUACAUCUCUUGUGCUUCAUUCUUGAGUAUCUUCACGGCUGUGAUGAUUACCAUGAUUGGUGUGGGUGUGCAGUACAAGGGAGGACAGAACAUCAGUGUGACCACCGAUACGAACUUGUAUCACGCGUUUAACGGUGUCACCCAGAUUGUGUUCGCCUACUGCGCCCACGUGGCCUUCUUCGGUCUGAUCGCAGAGAUGGAGGAGCCCAAAGACUUCACUAAGGCCUUGUGUCUGCUCCAGGGUUUCGAGAUCGCCCUCUAUGUCACCGCUGCGAUUGUCAUCUAUUACUAUGUGGGUAAUGGUGUCGACUCCCCCGCUCUUGGUUCGGCUGGUCCGGUGUUGAAGAAGGUCGCCUACGGCGUUGCCAUCCCGACGAUUGUCGGCGCGGGUGUGGUCAAUGGUCACGUUGGCUUGAAAUAUAUCUACGUGCGCAUCUUCCGUCACUCCGACCGCAUGGGCAAGCGUGAUUUCGUCGCUGUUGGCUCUUGGAUUGCCAUUGGUGUCACCUGCUGGGUGAUCGCCUGGAUCAUCGCGGAGGGCAUUCCUUCCUUCAGCAACAUUGUCAGUUUGAUCAGUUCCCUGUUUGCCUCUUGGUUCACCUAUGGCCUGUCGGGCGUGUAUUGGCUGCACAUGAAUUGGGGACAAUGGUGGUCGUCUCCGCGCAAGAUCGCGCUGACCAUCAUCAACAUGCUGAUUUUCUGCAUUGGUGCCAUUAUUUGUGGUCUGGGACUGUACGUGUCUGGUAAGGCGAUCCAUGAUGACUCGUCCAAGUCGAGCUUCUCCUGCGCCAACAAUGCGAUCUAG